AUGGGCAACACAUCCAGCUCGCAGAAAAUAUCAGCUCAGGACAAAGCAAUCCUUGACCUAAAAAACCAACGCGACAAACUCCACCAAUACCAAAAACGCAUCACCGCUCUCACAGACCGCGAAACCCAAAUCGCGCGAGAAUGCCUUGCCCGCAACGACCGGUCACGCGCCCUGCUGGCUCUCCGCCGUAAGAAGUACCAGCAGUCCCUACUGGCGAAGACAGACGCGCAACUUGAUCAACUAGAGCGGUUAACGGGCAGUGUCGAGUUUGCCCUGGUGCAGAAGGAUGUGCUGUUUGGGCUGAGCCAGGGGACCAAGGUGCUGCAGACGAUCCAUAAGGAGAUGGGGGGCCUCGAAGCGGUGGAGAAGUUGAUGGGUGAUACAGAAGAAGCCAGGGCGUAUCAGGAGGAGGUCAGCCGCAUGCUGGGUGGCCAAAUGUCCAACCAAGACGAGGACGAGGUAGAAGAUGAGCUCGAGGCAAUGGAGUUGGAAAUUUCCGGCCCGGUCAGUCUUCCGGAUGCGCCUACAUCGGCGCUGAACGAGGAGGCGGAGCUGGAGAAACAGGAGAAGGCCAAACAGCGUGCCAAAGCCAGGGCGAGGGCGAGGGAGAGGGCGGCCGUGCCGAUGGAAGCUUAG
Molecule: messenger RNA, 636 nt
Organism: Histoplasma capsulatum G186AR
Lineage: Eukaryota; Fungi; Ascomycota; Eurotiomycetes; Onygenales; Ajellomycetaceae
Product: SNF7 family protein
Exons: 3
Coding region: 1-636 (211 amino acids)
Biological process (GO): vesicle budding from membrane; late endosome to vacuole transport via multivesicular body sorting pathway
Cellular component (GO): ESCRT III complex; multivesicular body
Source: RefSeq, a predicted model, not a curated record